This is a messenger RNA of Nothoprocta perdicaria, 4521 nucleotides long. RefSeq names its product KIAA0319 ortholog. Gene Ontology annotation, biological process: neuron migration; negative regulation of dendrite development. NCBI's taxonomy places the organism in Eukaryota, Metazoa, Chordata, Aves, Tinamiformes, Tinamidae. The coding region runs from base 66 to 3173 and encodes 1035 amino acids. The record is from RefSeq and is a predicted model, not a curated record. The transcript has 19 exons. Gene Ontology annotation, cellular component: cytoplasmic vesicle; plasma membrane.
AGUGCAGAGAAGGAGCCACGUACUCGGGUGCAGUGAUAUCUCCCAACUUGGAAACCACUAAAAUCAUGCGAGUUCCCCACGCUGUGUCCGUGUCCGACUGUCUGGCAGCCUGUUGCGACCUCAGCGGUUGUGACUUGUCCUGGAUGUUUGAACGGCGCUGUUACAUUGUCAACUGUGAGUACAAGGAGAACUGUGAACCAAAGAAAAUUGAGACGGUUAAGUCCUACAUUACCUUUGUGCUGAGGCCCUCUCAGAGGCCGGCCUCGCUGCUGGGCUAUGGGCAAGUGAUCCCAAGCAUGGGCCACGCUGUGGGACUCCAGAACGAGCCCUCUGAGGAGGUGAGUAGCCUGAAGGAGCUGUCGCUACUUGGGAAAGAUCCCAGCCUUGAGGAGAUCCCAGAGUACAUAGAUGAUUACAAGGAGUUGGAGCAGGACCCCUUCCAGAUGGGCAUCAAACGUGAGCAGAAGGAGAGCGCAGAUUAUGCUGACUGGAGCUUGAUGGUGACGGGUGAAAAUGACUUCAACUCCUCCGUGGGUGACGAUGGAGAUAACCAGGAAGACUUGGCAGAAAAGGAGGGGGAAGCUGUGAUGGCAGAAAACGUCCUGAGUCAAAACAGUUCUGAACUGAGCCCUGCCACUGAGCACUCCCUGGAGAGGUUGUUGCCUAUCCCAGAGAUCACACCGUUCCCAGUGAAGACACUGGAAAGUGAAACAGCUGCUCAGCUGCUUGCACAGCCUGAGGAUGCUUUGCAAGAAGAGGUUCCUGUGCCUUCCCCUCCUUCAGACAGCUUGGGAUUCUCCUCAGCUGUAGGGCAGAAGAUGCAGGCUUCCACAGAGACCCCAGGGAGUCUCCCCGAGGAUGGGCCUGCACUGCUCCCCACUGGUAUUUUGCUCUCUGAGCCCAUACAGCAGUUCACACCUGCUGCUACUGUAGCUCAAGCAGAUGCAGUAAAAGAGCUUAUUGUGUCUGCUGGAGAUAACGUAGAGGUGACGCUCCCCAAAAAUGAGGUUGAACUGAACGCCUUUGUUGUCCCUCCACCAGCUACAGAAACAGCCUACAGCUAUGAGUGGAGCUUGAUCAGUCACCCUGCUGACUACGGCGGUGAAAUGGAGCGCAGGCACAGCCAGACCCUGAAGCUCUCUCACUUAACAGUGGGACUUUAUGCCUUCAAAGUGAUGGUUUCUGGUGAAAAUGCCUUUGGAGAAAGUUUUGUAAAUGUCACAGUCAAACCAGCGCUCAGAGUUAAUCAGCCGCCUGUUGCCAUUGCUUCACCCAAAGAGCAAGAAGUUUCUUUGCCUACAACUUCUACUUUCAUUGAUGGCAGUCAAAGCCUUGAUGAUAUGAAGAUAGUGAGUUACCACUGGGAGGAAAUUAAAGGUCCUUUGCGAGAAGAGAAGGCGUCUGCUGACACUCCUGUCUUGCACCUGUCAAACUUGGUUCCUGGCAACUACACUUUCAGACUCACAGUGAUCGAUUCAGAUGGAGCCACCAACUCCACCGUGGCCUCUCUGACCGUCAGCAAGCCGGUGGAUUAUCCCCCUGUAGCCAAUGCGGGACCCAAUCAGGCCGUCACCCUGCCCCAAAACUCCAUCACCUUGAAUGGAAACCAGAGCAGCGAUGAUCAUGAAAUUGUCAGCUAUGAAUGGUCACUCAGUCCCAAAAGCAAAGGCAAAGUUGUAGCAAUGCAGGGCGUGCGGACGCCCUACCUGCAGCUCUCGGCCAUGCGGGAGGGUGACUACACCUUCCAGCUGACGGUGACGGACUCGGCGCGGCAGCGCGCCACGGCCGAGGUGACGCUCAUCGUGCGGCCCGAAAAUAACAGUCCUCCAAUAGCAGUGGCUGGUCCUGAUAAGGAAUUGACCUUUCCAGUGGAAAGUACUACCCUGGAUGGAAGCAGAAGCCAAGAUGACCAAGGCAUUGUCUUCUAUCACUGGGAAAAUAUCAGUGGGCCGAGCUCGAUACGGAUGGAAAACGGUGACAAAGCAGUAGCAACAGUGACUGGUCUUCAGGUUGGUACCUAUCGCUUCAGGCUGACGGUGAAAGAUCAGCAGGGAUUAAGCAGUGCCUCAGUGCUCUCUGUUACUGUCAAGGAAGAAACCAACAGUCCACCUCGGGCGCAUGCUGGUGGAAAGCAUGUUCUGGUGCUCCCCAAUAACUCUGUUACCUUGGAUGGCUCAAGGUCUGCUGAUGACCAGGGGAUUGUGUCAUACCUGUGGAUUCGGGAUGGUCAGAGCCCGGCAGCUGGGGAGGUGCUACAUGGCUCAGACCACGAGGCAGUCCUGCAGCUCACCAACCUGGUGGAAGGAACCUACACGUUUCACUUGAAAGUGACAGAUGCCAAAGGAGAUUCGGAUAUUGACACUGCUACUGUUGAAGUGCGGCCUGAUCCCAAGAGAAGUGGCCUGGUGGAGCUGAUUCUGCAAGUCGGAGUGGGGCAGCUGAGUGAGCAGCAGAAGGACACGCUGGUGAGGCAGCUGGCCGUCCUGCUCAAUGUCUUGGAUUCAGACAUCAAAGUUCAGAAGAUCCAAGCCUACUCGGAUAUAAGCACGGCCGUGGUUUUCUACGUGCAGAAUGGGCAUCCUUCCAAGGUGAUCAAGGCUUCUGACGUCUCCCGGGCUCUGCACGUGCAGCUUUCGAAAGAGAAGGCCGACUUUCUGCUUUUCAAAGUGCUGCGGGUUGACACAGCUGCCUGUCUUUUAAAAUGCUCUGGGCAUGGACACUGUGACCCCAUAACGAAGCGUUGCAUUUGCUACCAGCUGUGGAUGGAAAAUGUGAUUCACAGUUACCUAAAUGAUGGAGAGAGCAAUUGUGAGUGGAGCAUCCUGUAUGUGACUGUGUCUGCUUUUAUUUUGCUUGUGGUCACGGUAGGGCUCGCCUGGUUCUGCAUCUGCUGCUGCAAAAGCAGGAAGAGGACGAAGAUAAGAAAGAAAACCAAAUACACCAUUUUAGAUAACAUAGAUGAGCAGGAGAGAAUGGAACUACGACCCAAGUAUGGUAUAAAACACAGAAGUACAGAACACAAUUCCAGUCUGAUGGUCUCUGAAUCAGAGUUUGACAGUGAUCAGGACACUAUCUUCAGCAGAGAAAAGAUUGAACGAGAGAAUCCUAAAACCCUCAUGAAUGGAUCCAUCAGAAACGGAGUUUCCUUCAACUACAGCUCCAAAGACAGAUAACUGAAUGAGGGUAAAAGCACAGGACACACUGGUCCAACACAUUCCAAAAAGUUGGUCCACCUCUUUGUUUUUUCAAGAAUCAAAAGCUUCCUCAAAUAUCAACUGAUGGCAGAUGAAAGGGUAAAUUUGUAGCACACUGGAGGGAGGGAAAGAGGAUUAGAUGAACAAGUAGCUCCUGUUGUCAGUGCUGUAGGAUCAAGGAAAAUCACAUUGUAUUUCUUGCAUGUUCAGCACUGAAUGUUUGCCUAAACUUCAGAAGGCCUUUACUCCUGCCUUAAAUCAGUGCUCUGCUGCUCCAGGAUUAGCCAGAGCUUUGCUCCGCUACUAACAGUGAUGACUUUGAGAUAUACAUAUAUAUAAAUUGUGUCCUGUGCUAAUACCAAUAUCCCUCUCUCAAAGAAGCAGCGUGAUGAUGAAGGUGACUUGAAACAGCUAAAGCCAGUAUAUGCCAUCCCCUUUGCAUCUGUAGAGAGGAAUAUGUGACUGCAGACUCUGUCAUUCAGCUUUCAAGGCAGGGCACGAGGAGGGAGCGUUUUAGUGCAUUGUGUUUAUCUCCAAGUACGUCGUGUGACUUCCUGUUCUAGGGUAGCAUUCAUCGGAUGGCCAUGUCUGUGUUUUUCAAGGAAGUUUGCAAUUACAUAGUUGUGCCAGUCACCUGUGGACUAACGUGACACGUCUGCUUCCCACAGAAUGCAGUAUUCCCUGCACCUGCGGAGGAAGGUCAGUGUGUGUGGGGAAGUCCAGCCUUAGGUUGCUUCUGCAAUGAUGAAGGUGCUGCUGCUUGCUCUGGAGUCCCUCCGUGUCCAGAAGGUACCAGGUCCGUGGAGGACCUGGUGCGUUGUGCCUUCUGGAAUGGUUGGAGCAGCCUCAGCUGCCUUUUGUACAGAGAGCACUUCCAAGGAAAUCAGGACUUUCUAAGACUGAGGCUUAGCUGAGGUGAGUUUAAAUCUGUCAGCCUCAGCGCUCGAUUAAAGCAGCAGAAUGUGCCAGGCCUUGGCAGAGCAACUGCUUGUGGCAAAGCACCCAGCAUGGAGCAGGAGGUUUCACAUAUUCCUGCCCCACCAUGGGAAUUGGUAGUGAGGAAGAUACCAACUUCAACAUUAAAAUGCCUUUUUCCCCCCUAGUUAUUCACUGGUUAGAUGUGUUAGCCCAGAAGAGAUCCCUUAAGAUGUUUAGAAAGCCUAGGAGUGUUUGGGUGCUGAUGUUGCUGCUCUUGCUCUUGGUCUGGAUAAUUUGGAUCGUUAGGCUCUGAAACCAAGUCCCUAAAGCCACGUCCCUGUUCGAGAGGUCCCAUGCUGCAGACCCAGGUUACGUGUUGGCCUCGCUGCCUGUAGGGGCAUGGGCCCCA